Strongylocentrotus purpuratus (purple sea urchin) is the source of this 1955-nucleotide messenger RNA. Its product is annotated as glutathione S-transferase theta-1. Gene Ontology annotation, cellular component: cytoplasm. The coding region runs from base 171 to 857 and encodes 228 amino acids. Gene Ontology annotation, biological process: glutathione metabolic process. The transcript has 5 exons. NCBI's taxonomy places the organism in Eukaryota, Metazoa, Echinodermata, Echinoidea, Camarodonta, Strongylocentrotidae. The record is from RefSeq and is a predicted model, not a curated record. Gene Ontology annotation, molecular function: glutathione transferase activity.
CGAUACGGAAACGGUCCAGAGGCUGGACUAGAAGCUCACGCAAACUCUCUGCACACCGUCAGCAUAAAGAUCGACUGCCGUGCCAUUGUCUGUCAGCAGUCGUCAGGUAAGGAACGAAGCUACACGUACCGAAUUAGAACCAGGACAAAGUCUGAGAAUUCAAAACCAUCAUGACAGUCCAGCUGUACGUUGAUAUGAGAUCCCAGCCAUGCCGUGCUGUGGUCAUGUUUCUGAAGCUGACGGAUAUUCCACAUGAGCUUCAAUACAUCGACAUCUUUGCGGGCGAGCACAAGAAGCCAGAGUUCGCGGACAAGUUCCCACUCCAAACACUUCCAGGACUGAAAGAUGGCGAUUUCUACCUCGGUGAAAUGGUGGCUAUAUUCCAUUACCUGAUCGCCAAGUAUGCCAACAAGAUUGAGGAUCAUUGGUACCCUAAGGACCUAGAGGCCCGUGCACGUGUGGAUGAAUACAUCGCCUUUCAUCAUACAGGCACUAGGGGCAAGUGUAUGGCACUCUUCGUGGCUGAGGUAUUUGCUCCUGCUAAGGAUAAGGAAAAAAUCAAGACUGAGGCAAAGAAUCUCAAGCAAGGUCUGGACAAGAUCGAGACGUGUUUCCUGAAAGAUAAUAACUUCCUCUGUGGCAAUGAGAUAUCGAUCGGUGAUAUUAUGGCUGUUUGUGAGUUCAUGCAGUUCACCGUGAACGGUCGUGACAUCUUUAAAGACAACCCCAAGAUGAAGGGGCACAUGGAUAGAGUGAAGGCCCGUCUCCAGCCAACUUUCGAUGAGAUCCAUGCUAAGAUAUAUGCUUGGGGAGAUUCGCUCCCGAAGGAUGUUUCAUGUCGUUGUCUUAUUAUGUAGACAUGUCAUUCGGGUUACGCUUAGGCUACACACAGGUGGGACAAUAAAGAUGAGAUUUUGAACACAUAUCGUACAUCGUAUUUGGCUGGUUUUAUUCAUCGUAAAAUUCUCAUGACUCUGCCAAGAAGUGGCGCUAUACCUCUUACAAAGUAGACCUUCCGAAAAUUGAGAUUAUGACACGUUCUGCUUCUGAAAACCGAUCCUCAUUUCGUACUGCCAUCAUUAAGACCCAUUUCACACUACAAUCAUAACAUCAGGAUUUAGCCAACAUCGCAAAUUUAUAAAAAGGCGACGUUCCAAAACUAAGCCCUGAACCGUAAAGGCUCAUACAGAUAUGACGCGGGGAAAAACAGCCGCAAACAAAACCGCCGUUGUUUUUUUAAGUGUACAAAAAUGGCAACUACGCGUAACAAUAGACUUGCGCGAAUCCACUGAACUCUUCAUAACACGCAGAAAUGUGACGCGUAUUACACUUUACGGCAUUGUAUUAAAUAAACAAAAACGCCGCGGUUUUGUUGUUUCAUUUCUGAAGGUGGUUUAACAGCGUAUUUAUAAUAAAAUUGAAGUUCGAUGUCUGGAUUGAAGUGCAAAUGUUUAUAUUUAUUGUAAGAUCUGGGUUUAUUCAUAUAAUAAUUGUGUGUAUUUCCACUAACAUUUAUUAUAAUGGCAUUAUCUUUAUUCAGUCUGUUCCCAACUUCACUCAACCAAUGCUAUUUUAGUUUCUUAGAGGUUCUUCUUUUCGUUUUAUAUUUCCACUGUAAAAUACAUGUCAAACAAAAUAAAAAUGUAAUAAAGUAGACUUGCAUGAUCAAAAAUAAUAUCAACAAACAUAGUAGGUUGUUACAAUUUGAUAUUGGCGUCAUUUCGAUUGCGCUAUUACACGAAACAUGUGAAUUAUGGAAAAUAGCGCAUGGGCCAAUAAUUGAACUUAAUGGAUCCGGCUGAUGCAUCAAAAUGACAGAUCGCAUGCAGGCAUGCGUUAUCCAGUAGGCGGUCAAACAUCUCCAAAUGCAUUUUCAAUUUUACUUGAAUUUGGUAGACAAUCUUGAGUUUAUAUAGUAAAUCCUUAUUUUUUAAUAAAGUCUAUAAUUAAGAAAA